This is a messenger RNA of Panicum virgatum (switchgrass), 1482 nucleotides long. RefSeq names its product zinc finger MYM-type protein 1-like. The record is from RefSeq and is a predicted model, not a curated record. The transcript is spliced from 3 exons. The coding region runs from base 637 to 1482 and encodes 281 amino acids. NCBI's taxonomy places the organism in Eukaryota, Viridiplantae, Streptophyta, Magnoliopsida, Poales, Poaceae.
GCUGCCAGGCAGGCUGCUGGCGUGCUCCUACUGGCUGCUGCCGUGUUGGAUUGAAUCGAGCCGAGGAGGUGCUAGUGCUGCAUAGCUGCAGCCUGCAGGGGCCACGGGCCACGGCCAGCGCCCAGCACACCAGAUUUUAGAAUGUCAAAAAGAACUAUACAAUCACACUUUUCAAGUUCAAGUGCUUCAACUCCACACACUAAUGAGAGCACAUCUGAACCAAAGAAAUCUAGAGUGGAGUUUAGUCAUUCAGAUUUAAUUGGGGACCCUGGAAAGCGCAAACCAAUUGAUGAUUAUCAGCCUGAAAUUAGAGAUCAAGUAAAGAGGGCAUAUGCUUUGAAUGGACCAACUCAACCUCGUGAUAUCAUAUUUCCUCGUAACUGGAUGAGUGGUGAAUUUAGAUCUUUUCAGAAGACUUGGUAUGAUGAGUUUGAUUGGCUAGAGUAUAGUGAGUACAAGGAUGCAACUUAUUGCUUGUAUUGCUAUCUUUUCUUUAAUUCGGCAAAGCCUGAAAAGUUUGGUAGUUCGGUCUUUGCACAUCAAGGUUAUGUGAAUUGAAAAAAAGCUAAGAAUACUUUUAAUAACCACAAUGUUUGCAAGACUCAUGUAGAAGCUAGGCUAAAGUGUGAAGACUUUAUGAACCAAAAGACAAAUGUGGGUAGAAAAUUAGUUCAAAUUAGCAAGGAGGAAGAAAAGUGUUAUGAGAUUCAAUUGACAGCUUCCUUAGGUGUUGCAAGAUUUCUCAUAAUGCAAGGGGAUGCUUUCCGUGGACAUGAUGAGUCUUCUACUUCCCUUAACAAGGGUACAUACAGAGAAAUGAUUGAUUGGUACAAAGAUAAGGUUGAGAUAGUGAAGGAGGUAUAUGAAAAAUGUUCUAAAAAUUGCCAAAUGUUAUCUCCUGAUAUACAGAAGGAUCUUACAAAAGCUUGUGCAGAAGAAGUCACGAGUGUCAUCAUAGAUGAGAUUCGGGGUAAAAAAUUCUCAGUGCUUAUUGAUGAGUCUCGAGAUGUAUCAAUAAAGGAGCAAAUGACAGUGAUUCUAAGGUUUGUGAAUGAUGAAGGGAAAGCGAUGGAGAGAUUUCUUGGACUUCAGCAUGUUCAGAGUUGCACAGCUAUUGCAUUGAAAGAAGGUUUGGUCCGUAUGCUUUCAAGUCAUAAUUUGUCAAUCUCUAUGCUUCGUGGGCAAGGGUAUGAUGGAGCUUCUAAUAUGAGAGGUGAAUUUAAUGGGGUGCAGAAGUUGAUUCGUGAUGAGAAUCCUUAUGCUUUCUAUGGGCAUUGUUUUGCCCAUCAAUUGCAACUAGUGGUUGUUAAUGUUUCAACAUCUAGUGCAGAUAUUGCAGAUUUCUUUAACUAUGUUCCUUUAAUAGUCAACAAUGUGGGUGCAUCUUGUAUGAGAAAGGAUACUUUACUUGCAAAGCAUCAUGAUGUGUUGCUAGAAAAGAUUAAGAAUGGUGAGAUUAUGACCGGAAGAGGUUUAAACUAG